This is a messenger RNA of Triplophysa rosa, 3811 nucleotides long. It is a transcript of the gene tlr2, whose product is annotated as toll-like receptor 2. The coding region runs from base 158 to 2530 and encodes 790 amino acids. The transcript has 2 exons. Gene Ontology annotation, biological process: immune response; toll-like receptor signaling pathway; inflammatory response. Gene Ontology annotation, cellular component: membrane. The record is from RefSeq and is a predicted model, not a curated record. NCBI's taxonomy places the organism in Eukaryota, Metazoa, Chordata, Actinopteri, Cypriniformes, Nemacheilidae. Gene Ontology annotation, molecular function: transmembrane signaling receptor activity; protein binding; triacyl lipopeptide binding.
UCUAGGAAGCAAAUAAAAGACAUGAUUUAGUGAGUUUCUAUCAGGCUUUGCAGUUCCUCUUACAACUCACACUAUAUUUGCGUGUUUAUUCUGUUGUCUACCAUAACUGCCAAACUGUUUGUGUACUGAAGGGAGAAGUACGAUAACGCCUGCCAGGAUGAGACUCUUGAGAGAAAAAGAGCCCAUAAUUCUACUAUUUGUAUUUAUGGUUCACGGUUUUGAAUACUCCAAGACGAAAUGUAACAACUGUGAUGAGCAACUUUUUUGCAACUGUUCCUUCAAACAUCUACAACACGUCCCAGAUGUUCCAUUGAAUGCUCGGGGUCUCGACCUGUCUUUCAAUCAAAUCGAGUCGAUCCGCAUGACAGACCUCAGGCUAUAUACCGAGCUAAAAACCCUCAACUUACACAAGAACAAGCUCACGUUUAUUCACAAGGAGGCAUUCAAGUCUCAAGCGAAGUUAGAAGUCCUCGAUCUGUCUUUAAACAAGCUGGAAAAUCUAUCUUCAUGUUGGUUCCAAGAGCUAAAAUCUCUUCAACAACUAAACCUUUUAGGAAACCCAUACACCACUCUGGGACCUUCCCCUCUCUUUCGGUUUCUGGUAAACCUGAGGACAUUGCAAAUUGGAAGUCAUUCACUGAAGGAGGUAUACAAGAAUGGCUUGGAUGAGCUCGCUCAUCUAGAUGAGAUGACAGUCGUUGGCAGUAGCCUGAAGUCAUAUGAGAACGGAAGCUUCCAAGCGGCCCGACCCAUCGGUUUAGUCUCCUUGAGCCUUCAAAGUCUAUUCGAGAAGGACCCAGAACUUGUCUCUAAAAUCCUUCAAGACGUCUCUCAUUCUGAAACUGUGCUGAUUAUUAGAGAUAGCAUUAUUCGAUCCAAUACUUCGACGGAACCCUUCAAAGCAUCGAAAGAAGGGGGGAUUAGAAGUCUGACGUUUUUAAACACCACCACGACAGAUGAAGCCAUCACCACUUUAUUGUUGAAUUUGGACGGCUCCCCUCUGUCUUACAUUGGUCUUGAAGAUGUACAUCUUGUUGGUCAAGGGUGGUGGCAGAAAGCUGAGUUCACGCAUUAUGAAAACUUGCAUACGGUCUACAUACGUAAUCUUGACAUACAAGGGUUUAUUAAAUUUAGCAGCAUGAUUCAAUUGGCAUUUCUUCUCAAGAAUUUUCACAAGGUCUCUGUAAUAAACAGCAUGCUUUUUGUGAUUCCUCGACAAACUACUUUCUUCUUGCUGCAUAUCGAAUAUCUUGACUUUAGCCAAAAUCUUCUGACAGAUUUGACAAUUCAGGAGACCUUGUUUACUGGAUUUGGUCAACUUCAAAACCUCAACACACUCAACGUGAGCCAAAACUCUUUAAAAUCUUUCGAGGUGUUGUCCAGUCUCGCGGCUAAUCUUAAGAAACUUAUUCAUUUAGAUGUAAGUCACAAUCGUUUCGUUUCCAUGCCAGAGAAAUGCCAUUGGCCAGUGACUCUCAGGUUUUUAAACCUUUCGAAUACAAAGCUUCUUCGGUUGACCCCUUGCCUGCCUUCGAGCUUAACUGUACUGGAUCUGAGUGAAAAUGAUCUUAAAUCGUUCCACCAAAGGUUACCUAAACUCACCACGCUUAUACUGACGGGCAACAGAUUUUUGAAUCUACCACAGGGGGGAUUAUUUCCAAAUUUAGGGACGUUGCUCAUUCAAAGGAAUGCCUUGAGGAUGUUUACCCGGAAGGAUUUGAGUAGGUUCAAAAACUUGCGAUUCUUAGAGGCGGGCACAAACAACUUUUUGUGCUCCUGCGAGUUUGUGUCUUUCUUCAGAAAUCACGUUGACGAUCUUGUCACUCUAAGGGACGGUCGUCGUAACUAUGCGUGCGACACCCCGUUCUCUCUCAGGGGUGAUGCUAUUGACAGUGUAAGAUUGUCAGUGUUCGAAUGUUAUAUGAUUCCGGCUGUUUCGACCCUUUGUGCUGCGAUUAUUUUGGUCCUUAUAGGUAUGGUUGUCACCUGUCAUAAACUUCACAUCAUCUGGUACCUGCAGAUGACUAAAGCAUGGAUACAAGCGAAACGAAAGCCAGCCGUUAGCCGGUCCCCUGACGAACUUCGCUAUGAUGCUUUUGUGUCGUACAGUCAACAUGAUGCUGAGUGGGUCGAGGAGAUCCUAGUUCCAAAUCUAGAGAACGCUCAGCCACCUGUUGCUCUAUGUCUGCACCAACGGGACUUCCGGCCGGGUCGUUGGAUCGUGGAUAACAUCAUUGACUCGAUUGAGAAGAGCCAUCGGACUCUGUUUGUUCUGUCCGAGCACUUUGUGACCAGUGAAUGGUGCCGCUACGAACUGGACUUCUCACAUUUUCGCAUAGUUGACGAACACAACGAUUCUGCCGUCCUGAUACUGCUGGAGCCAAUCGAGAAAGAGACGAUACCCAAGCGUUUCUGCAAACUGAGGAAGAUUAUGAACUCAAGAACAUAUCUGGAGUGGCCUGAGGAUGAAGAUAAUAGAUCGGAGUUCUGGAGCAAUCUGAAAGCUGCGCUGAGUAGAGAGCAAUGUUAAAGUUUUGGUUUCGGGCUGGGUUUUAGAAACGCCAUAUUAUUCUUAAAGUGAUAGUUCAGGCAACAUCGAAAAUUCUGUCAUUAUUUACUCACCCUCGUGUCAUUUCAAACCUGUUUGAUUUUCUUUCUUCGCAAAGCAUAGAAGAAGAUAUUUUGUUGCAAAUGUUGUUAACUGGCACCCGUUCUUCUCAACUUGCAUUGGUUUUGUGUCCAUACAAUAGAACUGAAUGGGUGCAGUGCUGUUCGGUUACCAGCUUUCUUCGAAAUAUCUUCUUUAGUGUUCUUUGGAAGAAAGAAAGUCAUACAGGUUUGAAAUGACAAGAGGGUGAAUAAAUGAUAACAGAAUUCUCAUUUUUGGGUGAACUAACACUUUAACGUUCGAAAGAGAAUGAUAAAAAGUGACAUUUUACAUUUUUACAUUACAUUUUGAGUGUUUACUGUGUAAAUUAGGCUAUGUGAUUUUUUUAACCCCUAGUAUUCUGUGACUAAUAUUUGGCAUACAUCUCUGUGUUUUGUGAUUAAGGUAUCAACAGCACAACAAAUAUUGACAUUCAGGUCGCGUGUUAUUGUCAGAUUGUGCGUGAUUGCAAGACCUAACAAUAGGCCAUUCUACUAUCAAGAAUAUUAGUAUUACUCAAUGUUUAAAAGCUUUUUUGAGUAAUAAAUGACAAGAAUUGUAUCAUAAUAUAGAACUAAACGUUAAAUAAAAUCAUGUAGGCUUUGUGGAACAAAAGCAUUAAACGAGUGUUUUAAUGAUUUUACACAUAUUUACUGCGUUUUAAAAACAAUAUGUGUUUAGAUAGUGACUGCUUUUGACUUGCAACACCGUGAGGGAGAACUUUUAAGGUGAACAAUAUUUUAUGCACUUGGCGCCAUCUAUUGGAUAUUUUAUAACUUCUUAAAUUGUAUUUUUCUUACCGUGAAACUAUUAGAAAUCCUUCUUUGUAAGUCUCAUUGGCUAAAAGCUGCUCAAUGCAUAAAUGCAAUUUUUUAAUUUCUGAUUUAUUGUGACUGAAUUUAUGAAUUGCCAUAUGCCAUUGGUGAAGGUACAGUUCGUACAGAACGUACAGUUUAUAUAUAAUCACAUCUGAGGGCUCUUAUGUUAAUUUGUUUCCUUAUUGUAUAAAUGUUUUUAAAGAUUUAAUGUACCCUUUGACUGCUGCAAAAUAUAUAAAUCAGACUACUCCAGUGAAUAUAUUUCAGUGUAUAGUUUUUUUCGAAAUUCAUUUUCUGUGAAGGCACAUUCACAUUCAAGUUUUGCACACAGUUAAACACAUGUCAU